Molecule: messenger RNA, 2313 nt
Organism: Perognathus longimembris pacificus (Pacific pocket mouse)
Lineage: Eukaryota; Metazoa; Chordata; Mammalia; Rodentia; Heteromyidae
Gene: Asb3
Product: ankyrin repeat and SOCS box containing 3
Exons: 10
Coding region: 163-1740 (525 amino acids)
Biological process (GO): positive regulation of transcription by RNA polymerase II; intracellular signal transduction
Cellular component (GO): cytoplasm; nucleus
Molecular function (GO): protein binding; transcription cis-regulatory region binding
Source: RefSeq, a predicted model, not a curated record
GACCGUCGCAUUUCUGUAUUUUCUACUACCUCAGCUCUGAGGCGGGCUCGGAAGCGGCGUUCUUCUGGCACCCGACGCCGGAGAGGGACUUUAUUUGGGGGACCUGGAGACCCGCCUUUCCCUCGGAGAAGUGGCCGCACGGCGAAGCCGGCUGGUCAAAGAAUGGAUUUUACAGAGGCUUACUCAAACACAUGCUCUACCGUUGGACUUGCUGCCAGGGAGGGCAAUGUUAAAGUCUUAAAGAAACUGCUCAAAAAGGGCCGGUGUGUGGAUGUUGCUGAUAACAGGGGAUGGAUGCCAAUCCAUGAAGCAGCUUAUCACAACUCUAUAGAAUGUUUGCGGAUGUUAAUUCUUGCAGAGUCAUCUGAAAACUACAUUCAGACAAAGACUUUUGAGGGUUUCUGCGCAUUACAUCUCGCUGCAAGUCAAGGACAUUGGAAGAUUGUACAGAUUCUUUUAGAAGCUGGGGCAGAUCCUAAUGCAACUACUUUAGAAGAAACCACACCAUUAUUUUUAGCUGUUGAAAAUGGACAGAUAGAUGCGUUAAAGCUGUUGCUUCGACAUGGAGCAAAUGUUAAUGGAUCUCAUUCUAUGUGUGGAUGGAACUCUUUGCACCAGGCUGCUUUCCAGGGAAAUGCUGAAAUAAUAAAAUUGCUCCUUAAAAAGGGCGCAAAUAAGGAAUGCCAGGAUGACUUUGGAAUCACAGCUUUAUUUGUGGCUGCUCAGUAUGGCAAGCUAGAAAGCUUGAGCAUACUUAUUUCAUCAGGUGCAAAUGUCAAUUGUCAAGCCUUGGACAAAGCUACUCCACUGUUCAUUGCUGCCCAAGAGGGUCAUACAGAAUGUGUGGAGCUUUUGCUGUCCAGUGGGGCAGAUCCAGAUCUUUACUGUAAUGAAGACAAUUGGCAAUUACCUAUUCAUGCAGCUGCUCAAAUGGGCCAUUCAAAAAUCUUGGACUUGUUAAUACCACUCACUAACCGGAUCUGUGAUACUGGGCCAGACAAAGUGAGCCCUGUUUACUCAGCAGUGUUUGGAGGACAUGAACGGUGCUUAGAAAUACUACUUCAGAAUGGCUACAGCCCAGAUGCCCAGAUGUGCCUGGUCUUUGGAUUUGGUUCUCCCAUGUGCAUGGCUUUCCAGAAGGACUGUGAAUUCUUUGGAAUUGUGAAUAUUCUUUUGAAAUAUGGAGCCCAGCUAAAUGAACUUCAUUUGGCAUCUUGUCUGAAAUAUGAAAAGUUUUCAGUAUUUCGAUACUUUUUAAAGAAAGGUUGCCCAUUGACAUCCUGGAACCAUAUAUCUGAAUUUAUAAGCCAUGCAAUUGAAGCACAAACAAAAUAUAAGGAAUGGUUGCCACACCUCCUGCUUGCUGGAUUUGACCCACUAACUCUACUCUGCAGUUCCUGGAUUGACUCAGUCAGCGAAGAAACCCUUAUCUUCACUUUGGAAUUUACUAAUUGGAAGAGACUUCCUCCAGCUAUUGAAAAGAUGAUAUCUGAUCGGAUCUCAAACUCUUCUUUGGUGCUGCAGAAACAUAUUGCCUCUGUUCCAUGCCUAACCCAUCUUUGUCGUUUGGAAAUUCGGUCCAGCCUAAAACUAGAACACCUUCGAUCUGACAGUUUUAUCCAUCAGUUACCACUUCCCAGAAGUCUACACAGUUAUUUGCUCUAUGAAGAUGUUCUGAGGAGGAAUGAGGUUCCUGAACUGGCAGCUAUUAACGAUGGAGAAAUCAGUGAAGCUAGUUGACACUGCUCAUUUCUUAUUCUGGAAGCUAUCAAGACAAAAGAGCCAUGGAGGAUAGAUUAUUCAUGACUUUGUAGUCAUAGAAGAUAGGUUUUGCUUGUGUGAUUUGGUUAGGUUUGGGGGACAGUAGUAAAUAUGAAUGUUUACAAUGGACUUCUCAUUAAAAAGAUAUUAUAAGCUUUGUUUGUACUACUUUUUUGCAGUUUAAUUUCCAGUUAUACUUUAUAUUGUAAUAUUUAUUUCUACUUUAUGCUGAACUCUGCUGCUUCUUCUGGUGUUAGACAUGGCAUAUUUCCACCUCUGUUUCAUGUUCACCUGGUUCUAGAAACCAAGAAUGGAAAGCAUAAACAGUAUGUAUAACUGCACUAUUGCAUUUUUUACUACUUUAUUUGGGGAUAUGAGUAAGUGAUCUUAUCCUGUUGUUGUAUUCCAUUUUCAUCUCCUAAUCUAGUACUUUAUGAAAGAAUGGUAUUCAUCGCCUUUCCACAUGUAAACUCAGGGGAUUUUUUUUUUUUUUUUUUAAGAGCAUAGAUCAAUUGUAUUGCUAGUCCUGCUCCCUUAGGUUUUUUUUUUUUU